UUCAGGUAACUUUGCUUUAUCGAAGUCGCUUCUGAUUGUUGAUUUUUUAUAAUACCUUCCGAAUCCGUGGUUUAAUUCAUUUUAAAUAUAAGUAAAUUUGUUACAUAUAAAUUAUUUAAGAAUGGCAGGUUUUGAUGAAGGUGGAGUUUUCUACAGUGAUAGUUUCUUAUUUAAUGACCAAGAAGAAAGUAGUGUUCCAAGAACAGACAUUCAAAAUGCUAAGAAGCGUUUUAAAGACUUCAUCAAACAAUUUCACGAAGGAGAUUAUGUCUACUGCUAUCGUGAUCAAUUGAAACAGCAUUAUAAUUUGAAACAAUAUUGGAUAGAAGUAUCUAUAGAAGAUCUUACUAGCUUUGAUGAAGUACUUGGUGAAAAGUUGAAUAAGCAACCAACAGAAUUUUUACCAGUGUUUGAAGAAGCUGUUAAAGAGGUUGCAGAUGAAAUCACUCGACCUCGUCCUGAAGGAGAUGAAGAAGUUCAAGAUGUCCAAGUGACACUGCGUUCAAAUGCUGAUCCAAUACUACUUAGAGACCUUAAAUCUGACCAUAUAUCAAAACUAGUUCUAGUGCCUGGAAUCAUAAUUGCAGCAUCUAAUGUCCAAGCAAAAGCUACAUGCAUUAGUAUCCAAUGUCGUUCAUGUAAGGAAAUUGUACCUAAAAUAAAGAUCAAACCUGGUCUUGAUGGAUACAAUUUACCAAGAAGAUGUAACAGUGAUCAAACAACAGGCCAACCCCGCUGUCCUGUUGAUCCAUACUUCAUUCUACCCGAUAAAUGCGAAUGUGUAGAUUUCCAGAUCUUGAAAAUGCAGGAAUCACCAGACUUUGUUCCACAUGGAGAAAUGCCUCGUCACAUUCAACUUUAUUGUGACAGAAACCUUUGCGAGCGAGUUGUGCCAGGAAAUAGAGUGACUGUUCUUGGAAUUUAUUCCAUUAAAAAAAUUUCACAACCUAAACGAGGGCCUAGUGAAAAAUCUAAUAUUGGAAUACGUAAUCCUUAUGUACGAGUUGUUGGAAUUUCUAUGAUGACUGAAGGUGCCGGACGCUCAACAGGUAUCACUUUCACACCUGAAGAAGAAGAAACUUUCCGAUUUUUGGCUAGUAGUCCAAACAUUUUGGACCGCAUCACUAAGAGUAUCGCUCCAUCCAUUUAUGGUUCUGUUGAUGUAAAAAAAGCAGUAGCUUGCAUGUUGUUUGGAGGCUCUAGAAAAAGAUUGCCAGAUGGCUUGAAUCGUAGAGGUGACAUAAAUAUCCUUCUUCUUGGAGAUCCUGGAACAGCCAAGAGUCAGCUUUUAAAAUUUGUGGAAAAAGUGGCUCCUAUUGGUGUCUACACUUCUGGGAAAGGCAGCAGUGCUGCUGGUUUGACUGCAUCAGUUAUGCGAGAUCCACAAUCUAGGAACUUCAUUAUGGAGGGAGGUGCUAUGGUGCUUGCUGAUGGAGGUGUUGUAUGUAUUGAUGAAUUUGAUAAAAUGAGAGAAGAUGAUAGAGUUGCUAUUCAUGAAGCCAUGGAACAACAAACCAUAUCUAUUGCAAAGGCAGGAAUUACAACUACCCUCAAUUCCCGCUGUGCUGUAUUUGCUGCUGCCAACAGUGUCUUUGGAAGAUGGGAUGAAAGUAAAGCAGAACAAAACAUUGAUUUCAUGCCAACUAUUUUGUCACGAUUUGACAUGAUUUUUAUUGUUAAAGAUGAGCAUGAUGAAAAGAAAGAUAAUACUUUAGCUAAACAUGUAAUGGCAUUACAUGUAAAUGCUUUGCAAACAACUGAAGAAGCAGAAGGUGAACUCAGUCUGAGUACUCUUAAGAAAUACAUUGCUUACUGUAGGGUUCGAUGUGGACCGAGGUUAUCCAACGAAGCAGCUGAAAAAUUAAAGAAUUAUUAUCUCUAUAUGCGAAAUACCAACAAACAAUAUCAAGGCAUGGAAAAGAAAUCUACUAUUCCUAUUACAGUGAGACAACUAGAAGCCAUCAUUCGUAUAUCUGAAGCUCUGGCCAAAAUGGAACUCCAACCUUUUGCAACAGAAAGACAUGUGGACGAGGCAAUGCGUCUCUUCCAAGUGUCCACUUUAGAUGCUGCUCAUUCUGGUGACCUAGCUGGUGCAGAAGGAUUCACCACAGAGGAAGAGCACCAAACCUUGUUGAAAAUUGAAAAGCAACUUAAAAAGCGGUUUGCUAUUGGCUCGCAAGUCUCUGAAUUUAGUAUUGUUCAAGACUUCCUGAAGCAGAAAUAUCCAGAACGAGCUAUUUACAAAGUUCUAUACUUGAUGAUCAGAAGAGGAGAAUUGCAGCAUCGAAUGCAAAGAAAGAUGCUCUACAGAAUUAAAUAAUUUUAUAUGAACUGUUUUUUCUUUCUAUUUUUAUUCUGUGUAUAAUAAAUGUUUUUAAUAUUCUUAA
This is a messenger RNA of Argiope bruennichi, 2387 nucleotides long. RefSeq names its product DNA replication licensing factor mcm5-A-like (gene Mcm5). The transcript has 15 exons. The record is from RefSeq and is a predicted model, not a curated record. Lineage: Eukaryota; Metazoa; Arthropoda; Arachnida; Araneae; Araneidae. Gene Ontology annotation, biological process: DNA replication initiation; DNA replication; double-strand break repair via break-induced replication. Gene Ontology annotation, cellular component: nucleus; MCM complex. The coding region runs from base 122 to 2320 and encodes 732 amino acids. Gene Ontology annotation, molecular function: single-stranded DNA binding; DNA replication origin binding; ATP binding.